This is a messenger RNA of Pneumocystis carinii B80, 1262 nucleotides long. RefSeq lists its product as hypothetical. The transcript is spliced from 4 exons. NCBI's taxonomy places the organism in Eukaryota, Fungi, Ascomycota, Pneumocystomycetes, Pneumocystales, Pneumocystaceae. The coding region runs from base 45 to 815 and encodes 256 amino acids. The record is from RefSeq and is a predicted model, not a curated record. Gene Ontology annotation, biological process: intra-Golgi vesicle-mediated transport; protein transport; Golgi organization. Gene Ontology annotation, cellular component: membrane; COG complex.
UUUAUACAUGAAAUUCUUAUUAAGAUAAACUAAAUCUUUAUUUAAUGUCGAAUGAAGAUUACUUUAAAGACUCUGAUCAAGAAAAUACACAAAAAGAUCUUUUAUCAUUUGAUUUAUGUAAAGAAUUGAAUAAAGAAGCACUUUUAAAAGAAGAUUUCUGUAUAGAUGACUUUUUAAAAAAUAUAUACAAAUUUGAUACACUUGAAGAUUUACAAAUUAAAUUAAAGGAACUAUUGAAAUCUAUUGAAAAAGAUAUUUAUACAUUAACAUAUGAUGAAUAUAAUAAUUUCUUCAAAGUUGCAUGUGAUAUUCUUGAAAAUGAAAAUAGAAUAAUUGAUUUAUCAAUUCGUUUAACAAAAUUUAAAGAUGAAGUUCAAAAAAUACAUAAUGUGAUUCAACAAAAUGUUGUAAAUAUGGAUGAAGAAUUGCGUAAGAAAAAGGAACUUUAUAGAAGAAAAGCACUUGCUACAAAUCUAUUAAAUAUUAACAUGAUGAUCGAAGAUAUGGAAAAUCUUCUGUGUAUAGAUUCAAGGAAAUUUGAUGAUGUUGAUAUAAUAAUUUUGCAACAAGCAGCAAAAUCCUAUAUAUCACUUAAAUAUUAUUUAUCACUUGUUCCAUUACAGCAUCCAUUUAUAGAAAAAAGAAAGGAAAAAAUCCAAAUUGUACAAAAUAAUUUUUUUGAUUAUUUAGCUUCAACUCUUCAUAAAUAUAGGAAAGAUACUUCACAGAUAGAAAACUUGUUAAAAGUUCUUCAAAUAUAUAGAGAGAUCGACGCAUCACAAAAAGCAUGUUAUCAAUUAUGUAAAAUAAAAUAAAACAUUAUUUUAUAAAAUCGAAUGUGGAUCUAAUAUGAUUCCCAUGCCAUGGGACGAAGACAAAACUAUUUCAGCAAUAGGUGAUUUGCUUUUUAUCACUUCCUUUUUUCUAAUAACUCCAAUAUGCUCAAGAAAUAAAAGUAAAUUAGAACGUAUUUCUGAAUCACUAAAAGAUGCCUAUUAAAAACUUAGAAAUCUUUUAUUAAUAUAUUUUUAUAUAUAUACUUUUGCUAUUGGAACUCGAAUUACCCCAUUUUUCUCUUGAAAAUCUAUACCAUUCAUUUUUAUUUUAACUGCUUUACCUAUAUCUGUACAUAUAGUACCAUUUUUGACACUUGGCAUCCAAUUCUUUGAACCUGGAACUCCUGAAAUUUUCUCAAGAAGAUGACUUGAGUCUUUAUGGGCAAUACAUAUAUCAAAAUUAAUAUGACCUUGUAUAAUCUAAUA